Molecule: messenger RNA, 966 nt
Organism: Colletotrichum costaricense
Lineage: Eukaryota; Fungi; Ascomycota; Sordariomycetes; Glomerellales; Glomerellaceae
Product: fumarylacetoacetate hydrolase
Exons: 3
Coding region: 1-966 (321 amino acids)
Molecular function (GO): acetylpyruvate hydrolase activity
Source: RefSeq, a predicted model, not a curated record
AUGAUAACUCCUAGAUGGAAACGGCUUGUGCGAUUCAUCGCGGAAGAUGAUUGGAGGGAAUACAUCGGCGAACCAGUCGACGAGACUGUCGACGUUGGAGCUGCGCUGGCCGCAUCCCUCCCUGUACCGGUGCGGGUUUUCACUGGAAUCUCAGCCCUGGACGCCUCAGCAGAGCCAACAUCAAGGAUCCUCAACGUCCAGAAGCUUCUUCCGCCCCUGACACGCAAAGAAAUCGGCAUGAUCCGCUGCAUUGGUCUCAACUACCGCAAGCACGCCAAAGAGAUGGACCUCGAACUUCCAGAACAUCCAACUCUCUUCUUCAAACCCGCAAGCUGCCUCAACGCGUCAAACGCGCCACUCCUCAUCCCUCAUCAAGCAACAGACCUUCAAGCGGACUACGAAGCUGAGCUAGCUGUCAUCAUCGGCCGUGACGCGAGGAAUGUCAGCGUGGAGGAUGCCAUGGACUACGUGCUCGGUUACACGUGCUCCAACGACGUCACGGCGCGAAAGCACCAAUUCGCCGGCGCUCAAUGGGGUUUCGGAAAGGGAUUCGACGGCUUUGCUCCGAUGGGUCCGUGUAUCGUCAGCGCGAGCGGCCUCCCAGACCCUUCAGUCAUUGAGCUGAAGACGGUCCUCAACGGCGAGGUGAUGCAAGAGGGUAGAGGGGACGACAUGAUCUUUCCCAUUGCCGAGAUCGUGGCGUAUUUGUCUCAAGGCACGACACUGGAGGCCGGGACUGUGAUCAUGACGGGGACUCCUCACGGGAUCGGUGUGAGUAGAACUCCGCCUGUUUUCUUGGCUCCUGGGGAUGACCUUCGCAUCGUGAUGAGCCACGGCCUAGGCAGUUUGGUUAAUAAGGUGGAAUACGAGGAGAAACCCCAGAAGGAAAUGAAUGGGUCAAAUGGAAUUAAAGUGGUGAACGGUGUGAAUGGAGUGAAAGAAGUCAAGGUCAAUGGACUCCAUUAA